Molecule: messenger RNA, 1292 nt
Organism: Suillus clintonianus
Lineage: Eukaryota; Fungi; Basidiomycota; Agaricomycetes; Boletales; Suillaceae
Exons: 2
Coding region: 81-1079 (332 amino acids)
Molecular function (GO): protein binding
Source: RefSeq, a predicted model, not a curated record
GAAUAGUGUUUGAUUCAUGAAUCAUCGAUCAUCGUUGAGCUAAAUGCAACAUUUACAUCCAUCCAGUCACCGGUGAUAACAUGCAGAGUCAGACAGUACUCAUAGAAAAGAAGAAGAAGAUUACGGAGUCCAUUAAUUUGCACAACAGACUCGGGUCGGCUUUGUGGCGCUUGCCAACUGAAGUCCUAUCGGAAAUUUUUAUUCACUGUCUCCCAGAAACCAGUCACCCCACAUCAGCACUAGCUCCCAUGCUGUUGACUGUAAUAUGCCGACGAUGGAGGGAGGUUGCUAUGGACAUGCCCAAUUUAUGGUGCAGGCUACUGUUGAAAGUCUGCGGAGACUGGCAACGGAAAGUUCUCUGCUAUGAUUCAUGGCUCAAGCGAUCGCGAGGGCUCCCGCUCUCGCUGGUUUUCCAUUGCUACGCACAUAACUCGACCUGGCUCGUACGAAACCUUCUUCGGCCCUAUAUCAACGAAAUCGUGUCUCUCGCUGUCUUUGCCGUUCGCCUCAUUGACAAACCUGAACGUAUGGCAGCAUACCUCCCAGCACUUCAGGAGCUGACCUUAUCCACGGUUGGUUGCGGCCUUCCUGUGCCAACUACUGGUCACUCUUUCUCGCCCAACCUGCGCAGUCUCACGGUGAUAGGGCCACUGUUCGACCUCGGAAUCAUAUCUUCUUUUAAUCCCGUAUGGUCGCACCUGACACAUGUCAAUCUCGCUAUGCGUCAUUUGAAUGCAUUCUUCCACUUGCUCCAUCUAUGUUUUGCACUCUCCUCCUCAAAGAUUUGCAUCAUACACAACCGAACACAGGCCUUAGAGCCGUUCACGCACGCCAAACUUCAAGCCUUACACAUCAAUUCUGGCACCAACUGUCUACCUGACCUUUUCAAUGCUCUAUCACUCCCUGAUUUACGCAUUCUUAACGUUAGCUAUUCACAAACAUGGCAUCACAAGGAGUUCAUGGCAUUUUUGAUGAGGUCGAAUUGUCCCCUGGAGAGGAUUUUCGGCUUAGGAGUGACGAUGACAGAUGAGCAACGAGCAGAAUGUGUUGCCCUUAUUCCUUCCCUCCAAACAGUAUAAAGCGGCCAAGUCUUACGCAUACAUUGACACGCUGCUCUACUGCUUCCAUCCCCGUUCCUCCAGUAUCCUCGGUUGUUUCUAAUAAGCUGCUGUCCGACGAGGGAAACUCUGUGGUGUUCACAGGUGUUUUCAUCGAGUACCUAGUGUGCGUCUUACCGCAGUGCAGCAAUAUUAUAUUGUCAGUCAUUACCCCUAGAAUUGAAAUUCCAAUAA